UCCAAGCUGGCGGGGGAAGAGAACGAGUAAAAUUUAUAUCAGAAAUUGCGUCGUCAAUAAAACAGGUGUUCUGAAUUUAAAUAUUUACAUCUUAGAUUUUGUCUCUUGUCGAAUUGAAAUUAUUGAAUCUCAACUUAAAAAAAUGCCUCGCAUUUCGAAACCGAAAGGGCGCAUGACUCCGUAUGCCUGCUUCGUUCGCCGGUGCCGGGAUGAACAUUACAAUAAAUUUCCCAAUGUGGGUUUCGUCUUCACCGAAUUCUCUCGACAGUGUGCAGAACGUUGGAAGGCUAUGUCCGAGCAAGAGAAGAAAGUAUUUUGCGACAUGGCUGAGAAUGACAAGACCCGGUACGAGGCGGAAAUGCGGGUCUACAAGGCGGCUGGAGGAAAAUAUCAAGGGGGCAAGAAAGGUGCUAAGAAAAUUCGUCCCAGGUCAAAGAAAAGUACCGGAACCGGAGCACCGAAGCGAUCUCUCACCGCCUUCUUCUGGUUUUGCCAAGAUGAACGGGCCAAGGUUAAAGGGAGGAAUCCGGAGUACGGAAUGGGCGAAAUUUCUAAAGAAUUGGGCCGAUUGUGGGGUCUUGCCAGCCCAGAGGUGAAGCAACAAUAUGAAGUUGUGUCACAACGGGAUAGAGUUCGGUAUCAUUUAGAAAUGGCGGAGUACAAGAAAACACAAAUGGUCCUGACGCAGACGGCUAUAGCAGCAAUUUUGGCAGCUGCGGAACCAGAGGUGGAAGAAGGCAAAGAAAGUGACGAAAUGGAGUCAGAGGUUGAAGAAAACAAGGAGAAUGACAAAAUGGAAUCAGCGAUCGAAGAAAACAAGGAGAAUGACGAAAUAAUUGGCGAGUAAGGAAAGGAGAUAUCUUUUUGUGAUAGAAGACUAGACUAGCUUUUUUUAUUGACGAUUCUUGUAUUCGCAUUUCGACGCGUGUCGCGUGACCGGGAUGACAAUAUUUUCAAUAGUAUUUUUGUCUUUAUUUCUUAUAUAAAAGUAAAUACAUAUGUAUGAUUUGUUCUCGUUUAGUGGAAAAAGAAGAAUUUAAUUGUCCUUUUCCAAGUUAAAGUGUAAUAAAAAAAACUGGGGAUUAAACAGUUGACAGUCCUCUUCUGUUUUCUUAUUCGUACUAUUAAAUAAAUUGUUUAUUUAUGUAGCUGUAGCUGUCUGGAGCAGUUAAAUUAAUAAAGAAAUAUGCUAAUUUCAA
Molecule: messenger RNA, 1199 nt
Organism: Folsomia candida
Lineage: Eukaryota; Metazoa; Arthropoda; Collembola; Entomobryomorpha; Isotomidae
Product: high mobility group protein DSP1
Exons: 3
Coding region: 143-847 (234 amino acids)
Biological process (GO): regulation of transcription by RNA polymerase II
Molecular function (GO): DNA binding, bending
Source: RefSeq, a predicted model, not a curated record